This is a messenger RNA of Pristis pectinata (smalltooth sawfish), 5511 nucleotides long. It is a transcript of the gene serpine1, whose product is annotated as serpin peptidase inhibitor, clade E (nexin, plasminogen activator inhibitor type 1), member 1. Bases 378 to 1580 code for a protein of 400 amino acids. The record is from RefSeq and is a predicted model, not a curated record. The transcript has 10 exons. Lineage: Eukaryota; Metazoa; Chordata; Chondrichthyes; Rhinopristiformes; Pristidae. Gene Ontology annotation, biological process: negative regulation of endopeptidase activity; negative regulation of plasminogen activation; negative regulation of vascular wound healing. Gene Ontology annotation, molecular function: serine-type endopeptidase inhibitor activity.
AUGCACUUUCGAUGCACAGUCGCUGUGCAAUGUAAGACACCCAGUGGGUGAUUUGUGCACAGCAGGAUCCCACAAACAGCGUAGAUGGUCCGGUGUUCGUGAUGGUGAAAGGGGAUUAAGCAGCGGCCCGAGGACUCCAGGGAGAGUGCGGCACAGUGGUGCAGCAGUAACCAGGGAGGGGGCGGCACCGUUCUGGGGGACGGAGUGAUUUACUCAGCAAAUGAGCUUCCGUCCGCUGAGGAGCAUAAAAGGGGCCACGGCGAAGGAAAGCAAGACAGAAGAGUUGUAGUAACACGGCCGUGACAGCCUGAGACAAAGUCUGCUGCAGACAGUACUGUGAGCACCGAGCACCGCCUGGCACUGCAUCCCCACUGACCAUGAUGUGCAAGACCUUGCUGUGCCUAGCAACCCUGCUGGUUGCUGCCCCAAGCCCCUCCCUGGCCAUCACUGGACCCCGUCUGGCCAAACUCGGGGGCAACUUUGGGAUCCGCGUCUUCCAGGAAAUCGCCAGGUCUGCCGGCGACCAGAACGUGGUACUCUCCCCCCAUGGCGUGGCAGCGCUGAUGGGGAUGGCGCAACUGGGAGCGGCAGGGAACACGCUUUCCCAGCUGGGGAACACCAUGGGAUACUGGCUGAAAGAUAAUGGUGUGCCUCUGGCACUGAGGCAGCUUCAGAAAAAUCUCACUGCCAAGAGCAACCAGGAUAUCGCACAUGUUGCCAGCUCCGUGUUCGUCCAGCGGGACAUGCAACUGCCAAGGGCUUACAUGAAAAGAUACCAGAAGAUGUUCAACAGCUGGCCAAAGCAGGUGUUCUUCCAGGACAACAAGAAGGCCACCUACAUCAUCAACAAAUGGGUAGACGUGCAAACCCGAGGAAUGAUUCGUGACUUUCUCCACCCGGGCUUGCUGGAUCCCACUGUAACCCGAAUGGUUUUGGUCAACGCCAUCUUCUUCAAGGGCCUGUGGAAAAUGCCGUUCCCCACAGAGGGCACGCACGAGCGGGAAUUCUACAGAGCGGACGGGACCAGGGUCAUGGUGCCCAUGAUGACACAGAUCGCCAAACUGAAUACAGGUGAAUUUGUGAGCCCCAGUGGCAUGGACUACGAUGUCAUCGAGCUGCCCUAUCACGGUGAGACAUUCAGCAUGUACAUUGCGGCCCCGUACCAGAAGAAGGACCCGUUGUCCUCCCUCACGAACAUCAUCACUGUCCAGCUGGUCAACGAGUGGAAGAUGAAGAUGCAAAUCGUCAAGCGCCAAUUUGUCCUGCCCAAAUUUUCCCUGGAGACUGAGACGGAUCUGAAAAAGCCACUGGUUAACAUGGGAAUAAAGGACAUGUUUAAUAACGCGGAGGCAGACUUUACUAAUAUGAGCAAAACCAGAAAGCUGUUUGUGGCACACGCUCUGCAGAAGGUAAAGAUUGAAGCAAACGAGAGUGGAACCAAGGCAUCUGCAGCCACUGCUGCCAUUGUUUAUGAACGAAUGGUUCCACUUGAGGUUGUGAUCGACAGACCCUUCCUAUUCUUGAUCCGACACAACCCUACAGGUACCAUUCUAUUUAUGGGACAAGUUAUGGAACCCUAGAACUAUCACUCUGUAAAGACAAUACUCAGAUAUCAUGUCUGAAAAACCAUAGAGAAGACUGGAAUUAAACUGGCAAAAAAAUUGUACAGCGGGAAGGUUUCAACUCCAUGGAUGAUCAUUCUGUCAUCUGCCACUAAAUCACAUAACCGACAGUGACUCUGGACAUCACUAUCAUCGCUAAGAAAGAAUGGAUUCAUUUCACGCAUUCCUCAAACCUUCCAUCGCAGCACAGCUACCUGCAAGGUCUCAACACCUGCCAUCUGAAUGCGACCUUUCCAAAAUAUUUGCUGUGUCCUUUUGAAAAGUGUCCCGCUAUCUCUUCCUGCCAUGAAGCCCACUUGCAGUGAGUUGUUGACUCUCUCCUACAGCAAAGCUGGAUGCAUUCUAGCCAACUGCUAUACUCCAAUGUCCAUAUUUUAUGGCAUUUUCUUUGAGGACCGGUGCUUCACUGGCUGAUAAGCUAUUCAGAAGUGGGGUCAUUGUUGCAAUGUAGACAAUUUGCACAAGCGAGGUUCCUCAAAGCAGUGAUGAUGAAUUCGACCUGUUGCUUACAUUACUGAGGCAGUCAGAUGGGUAUCCUGCAUGCAUGACACCCCCUGACACUCCAAAGCCUUGCCACAAACGACAGGCCAGGAGUGUGAUGGAAUACUUUCCACUUGCCAAGAUGAGUGCAGCUCCAGCAACACUCAAAGCUUGGCACCACCCAGGACAAAGAGAUUGGCAUCACAUCCACCACAUUCCUUCCUUUACCCCACCAGUACAUAGUGGAUGCAGUGUGUACUAUCCAAAAUGUACUGCCAUUGCUUGCCUAGGCUACUUUGACAUGACUUCCUAAACCUGUAGCCACUACCACCAAUGGGAACAUCAGCCAGCUCUGCAGGCAUCCCCACCAAGUCACAUGACUUGGAAAUCUAUUUCUGUUCCUUCAUUAUCCCUGGGUCUAAAUCCUGAAACCUUCUAUCUAAUGGUAAAGUCAUAGAGUAAUACAGCAUGGCCCUUCGGCCCAACAUGUCCAUGCCAACCAAGAUGCUAGUCCCAUUUGGCCCAUAUCCCUCUAAAUCUUUCCUAUCCAUGUACCUGUCCAAGUGUCUUCCGGUUGGAGCACCUUCACCAGAAGGACUGCAGCUAUUCAAAACCACCGACUUCCCAAGGGCAAUUAGGAAUGGGCAUUAACUGCUGGCUUUGCCAGCAACUCCCACGACCCAUGAAUUGAAUACAUUUAAAAAAAAAUUAAGCUCAGAUAAUCUGUCUUCAUGAGGGACAGAUAUUGACUAUGCAUAUUCAUACCAAAACUAUCAUUCUCUGGCUACUUUCAGCUAACACAAACGCAGCCAUCUCUGCGUGGGCCAGGUAAAAAUUCUUGAACUCUUGGCUGAAAUAAUUACAUACCAGAUGGUGCUCUUACACUUUAGCCCAAUAAGGAAGUUGUUUUGAUUUAAACUGAGCAAACAACUGCAGAACAAUCUCCUGCAGUAUCCCCAAGUACUUGACUGGAACCUCCCUCGUAUCCCCCAGAAGGAUUUUCUUUCCAUGGGCUGCGCUACAGAUCGCAAAUCACAGGCAUUUGCUUGUAUUCUGUGCUCUAUCACACAUUGAAGAGGAUCAUGAGCAAACUGUUCAGUUGCCUCUCCUGUGCUCAGUUUAUAUAAACUUCUGACUGCCUUGGUCUGUUCCCACAUCAGCCAGAAUUAUGGACCGUUGAUUCCCAAGAGCAAUUAGGGAUAGAACAUAGAACAGUACAACACAAUACAGGCCCUUCAGCCCACAAUGUUGUGCCGACCUUUAAACCUUGCUUAAGACUAUCUAACCCCUUCCUCCCACAUGUCCCUCUAUUUUAAAUUCCUCCAUAUGCUUAUUGAGCAAUCUCUUGAAUUUGACCAAUGUACCUGCCUCCACCACCGCCCCAGACAGGGCAUUCCAUGCCCCAACCACUUUCUGGGUAAAAAACCUUCCUCUGAUAUCUCCCUUGAACUUCCCACCCAUUACUUUAAAGCCAUGCCCUUUUGUAUUGAGCAUUGGUGCCCUGGGAAAGAGGUGCUGGCUGUCCACUCUCAAUAUUUUGUACCCCUCUAUCAUGUCUCCUCUCAUCCUCCUUCUCUCCAAAGAGUAAAGCCCUAGCUCCCUUAGUCUCUCCUCAUAAUGCAUGCUCUCUAAACCAGGUAGCAUCCUAGUAAAUCUCCUCUGCAUCCUAGUAAAUCUCCUCUGCACCCUUUCCAAUGCUGCCACAUCCUUCCUAUUAUGGGCAUAAAAUGCUGGGCUUUGUAUUCCAGUUCAGCAGCUAAGGAAGUUAAAUACAAAUAAACAAAUGCAAAAAAAUUGGAACUUAAAAAAAAGCUACCCUAUUACUACUGUUUUGCUGUAUAAACCCUUCUGGUUCACUAAUAACCUUCAGGAAAUCUGCCAUUCUUACUUGGUCUAGCCAAUAUGUGACUCCUGACCCACCAAUUAGGCAAAUGGGGACGGACAAUAAAUGUUGGGAUCGUCACUGAGGUCCAUGCCCUAUGAACAAAAACUAUUUGUUUUGUGAUGACCUGGAGCCACUCCUGUAUUACUUUCCCACACGUGUGUGUGGGCAGGCUGCAGUAUGAGAUGAUCUCCAUGGACCAGUUGUCUGUUUUGCCCGUUGUGAAUGGGUAAAGAAUCUAUCUCCACCCUUAUUUAUUUAUAUAAAUAAAUAUAUAUAUAUCUCCAAAACUUGCACUGUUGCAUUCUAAAAAUGUGUUUGAAAAUAUGAAAAGUCAUAGUUUAGUUUGUAAUAUAUUUUUGGGAUUUAUGUAAUUUAUUUCUCUGAUCUUUGAAGCUUUGUAUUUAGCAAAAAAUACUAUAUUGAUGCGUGGGCUGUGAUCAGUGAUCUGUUGUGGAGUAGCAUUCAAAAUAGAUGAGCAAAUGAAACACUGCAGUGCCGAGCCCACCAUGAGCACAUUCUGGCAACGUGAACGUAAGGUGAAGCAUUCAGCCCUUUGAACCUAUUCUGACAUUUAGGUAGAUCAAGGAUGAUCUGUACCAUGAUUUCAUCAAGUAGCACUGGCUCCUUCAAUGCCCUUGCUGACAAGAUGUGUAUCCAGGCCAAGAAUCCUGGAGACACAGGAGACUGCAGAUGCUGGAAUCUGGAGCAACACACAAAGCGCUGAAGGAGCUCAGUGGGUCAGGCAGCGUCCGUGGAGGGAAGUGGACAAACGUCUGGAUAAAGGGUCUGGACCCAAGAUGUCGACGGUCCAUUUUCUCUUUGUAGAUGCUGCCUGACCUGCUGAGUUCCUCCAGGGGCUCUGUGUGUUGGCCAAGGAUCUUGUUACACUCUUUUAUUCAGUAUCUACUCCCCCAUCUGAGGAAAAAGAAUUCCCUCCAUCCACUCCCUUCAUUUACCUUUAAAAACCUCAGUUUGAUUAAUGCCUCUGUACUCUUGAUCCUAUCAGGAUAUUUGGGCACACCAGUCCAUAUAUUAAGCCAACAGGGUCAAGUGGGGUGAAGAUGCAGGGGAGCACUUUAAAAUCUAGAUUACUACUCUUGAAGAUAAGUUAUAUGGAGAGUUUAUUAAAGCCUUCAUCAGGGAUAAAGAAACAGCAGGCCUCAUCCCUUAUCUCCCAAGACCGUGUCUCAGGCAGACUGACCCAGGAAAAUCCACUCCUUAAUCCUGCAGUCUGGUUCAACAGCCCAGAAUGUGCUGCUGGUUCGACGUCAGGGCACUGCAUAUCUGUUAGGGCAAUGUUAACUUUGAAAAUAUAAAUGGCCCUACAGCAGUUAGAAGGACCAAGCUGAGCAGUUUAUAAGCAUGAGUUUCAUUUACUUACAUCAUCUGUUUGUGUUUGAGAGUAUUUUAUAUUGGUUGAUACGAAUGUACUUUUCAAAUUAUUGUGAAAAUAACAUAUAAUGAAUGGGGGAAUUUGUAUUUUCUGUCUUGUUUUACAUUAAGAAUUGAAAUAAAUCUCUCUUU